AUGGCUCUAUCUAAGACCUUACUUGAUGAAAGAAACCAGUCACUUAACUCGACAAACACUAUUGACAAGGCAGCUGGUAUAGAAAGACUGCAAAAGAUGCUGUCCCUAAAAGCACAAUGUGCUACAGUGACCGAAGACGCCAAAUGUAAAAUGAUGCUCAAGAACGCGUCGGUACUGUAUCUACGGUACAAGAAUGAUACUGACUCUUUGGCUUCAUGGCUAGCUUCUACAGCUGAACAUCACGGCCACCCGUUGGGCCCCUUGCUCAGGGAUCAAGGAAACGCAUCAACCCAAAAGUCCACCGGAAGACUCAAGGUCAAAGCACGCCGGGAAGCGCGCAAUGCUGAACCAAAGUCCGCCAAGUACAUUAUCCCUCUGCAUGACUUCACGCAACUGGCUAACUUCAUCGCCAAGAAACGCCCCCGUGUUGACAUCCCACCCUCACUCAUCUCGACCUUCGACCGUUCUAUUAACCUCCGAGCUGGAUUCGCUAGGCUUCUCGCACAGCAAGGGAUGUGA
Molecule: messenger RNA, 519 nt
Organism: Clonostachys byssicola
Lineage: Eukaryota; Fungi; Ascomycota; Sordariomycetes; Hypocreales; Bionectriaceae
Source: the annotation of a GenBank genome assembly